AAAGGGGAGCUGAAAUUCGUCAUUUCUCAAGGAGAAGAUGAAUGAGAGAGGAGGAGAUGCUAAUGGAAGAGGAGCUGUAGCUGAGAAGACAAGUGAGCCGCCGCCAUCAAAAGUUGAAGCUUUGGAUGGCUCCAACUAUGAGGAAUGGAGCGGACGGAUGAGGAGUGCCUUCAAACGCUACAAGCUACUGAAGAUUGCUGUUGGGGAAGAGAAGAUGCCAGAAGAAGGCGAAGCACGCGAACCGUGGAUUGAGAAAAGCGCGGUGCUUUUCGACCUCAUCCUUCAAUCGGUCAACAAGGAGAUGUUCGAGCACAUCAAGGAUCUUGUGGAAGCGGAUGAUUCGGGUCCAAGGGCGUGGAAACUACUACGCGAUGUGAUUCAGCCCAACACUCUCCCGAUGGUGAUCGUGCUCGAGAAGGAACUUGCUGCCAUCUCCAUGCGACCAGGGGACGAUGUGAAGCCGGUCCUUGACAAGAUCAAGAACACCUAUGCAAGGAUGGCAGCAGCGGGCAGCAGUGUAUCUCAGCUGCAGCAGUGCACCAAGAUCAUCUCGGUGUUGGACAACUCUUGGGACAACCUCAUCCCCACCCUCAACUCUCAGCAAGAUCAAUGGACACCUGAGUGGCUAAGGCAGCAGAUUCUGCAGGAGGACUUCCGCAGACGCCAUGUGGGAGGCGGUGCUGCCACUAAGACUGCUGAGGGGUAUGGAGCUGCAGGGCGCGGCAAAGGAAGAGGGGGUUGGAAAGGCCGAGGCCGUGGGAGAAGCUUUGGCAGAGGUAGAGGCCGAGGUGACUAUAAUGAGGGGCAUGGGAGCUCCAGUGGCAGGGGGAGUACCAGAAUGGAGGGCACCUGCUGGUACUGCAAGAAGGGUGAUGUGGGAUCUGUGGGAAAGGUUGUGAUGCACCCUCUCACGCACUGGGUGAUUGAUUCAGGUUGCACCAGUCACAUGACCCCACGGGCAGAUUUGCUUGAUGAGGUAAAACCCCCUGGGAAGAUUAAGUAUGUGGCAGCAGCGUCAGGUGCUUUGCUCCCCGUGAUUGGUGUUGGAAAUGCCAAGGUUAAGGGAGCUAAUGGGGAGCUUGUGGGGCUUGGGAAUGUUCUGCUAGUUGAAGGUUUGUCUGCUAACCUUCUCUCUGUGCGGCGACUGCAGAAGAGUAAGGCCGAAGUGACCUUUGGACCAACCAGCUGCCGUGCUAAGCUUGGGAAGAAGGUGCUGUGGAGUCUGGAAGAGGAGACCAGCUGCAUCAAGGACCUGUGGCAGCUGCCCAUCAUCCCUUGGAAUGGGAAGACUCCAACAGCAGCAACGGCAGCAGCGGCAAAGGCAACAGCAGGAAGAGAUGCAACUGCACCAACUGAUGGGGUCCUGGAAGCAGUCAAGAAAGUGCAGCAGCAGCAGACACAUGGUGAGAGGGAAUGCGGACACAAGGUGAAGGUGAUCCGCAGUGACAAUGGUGGGGAGUUCAUUGGAGCUGAUUUUGAGGGGGAGUUGAAGAGGAAGGGGAUCCAGCAUCAACUGACAGUGCCCUACAACCCGCAGCAGAAUGGCGUGGCUGAGAGGUUCAACAGGACCCUGCAGGAGGGGGCACGCACUCUCCUUGGGCGUGCAGGGCUGCCUGAUCCGUUUUGGGUGUCUGCAUUGAGGCAGGUCGCCCUUGUGAAGAAUAGGGUGCUGGCUACAGUUGGGGAUAAGGAGUGGAUCCCAUAUGUCAAGUGGUAUGGGAGUGCUCCAGCUGUGAACAUGCUGAGGGCAUUUGGGUGCAUGGUAGUGUUUCAUGUGCCUAAGGAGAAAAGAGGGAAGUUGGAGGCUUCUGGAAGAUGGGGUGUGCACUUGGGGAUUGCAAAGGAUCACAAAGCGUGGCUGCUAUGGGACUUGACCACCCAGAAGCUGACAGUGUCAAGGGAUGUGAAGUUUCUUGAGUCCCUGUACUACAAGGAAUGGAAGCAGCAGCAACAGAAGCUUCCAUCUACACCGCUCAUUGUGGAGGUAGAUGAGGUGCAGCAGCCUUCAAGACAGGUGGAGGUUGCAGUGUCAGAGGAGGAGAUGUCUGGGGUGACUGAGGAAGGGGGAGCAGCUGAAGUAGAGCAGCAGCAGCAGCAGCAUGAGUCUCCACCUCGAGUUCCACACCCGCCUGAGCGACCUAGGAGGGAUGUGCGCCCUCCAGUGAGGCUGACCUAUGGGGGAAGAGGCAAGCCGAAUGUGGUGCAGGCUGGGAGUGUGGUUGAGCAGAUUGAGGAAGAUGAGAUUGCAUUAUGCUAUUGGGCUGCAAUUCCUCAACCCAAGGUACUGACGCUAGCUUCAACUCAGUGAAAGCGGAUGGCACCAGCAUUGGGGGAUAUGUGUGCUUGCUAGGAGGUGGUGCUGUGAGCUGGCGCAGCAAGAAGCAGAAUGAGGUGGGAUUGUCCUCAUGUGAGACUGAGUACAUGGCCUUACACCAUGGGGCCAAGGAAGUGGUGUGGCUGAGGCGCUUGUUGGAGGAGUUGGGAGUUGGUCAGGAGGAGCCGACAGUUGUGUUCUGUGACAAUGAGUCUGCUGUGAAGCUCGCCAAGAAUGCUUGUCUGCAUGGGCUGACAAAACACAUAAGGCCUAAGUGGCAUUGGGUGAGGAGACUCCUCAAUAAGGAGGUGCGGCUGGAGAUAGUGAAGACCCAUCAGCAGGCAGCAGAUAUUUUCACCAAGCGUCUGGCGGAGGCGGAUCAUUGGAAGGGCAUGAAGCUUGCUGGGAUGAGUGUGCAUUGAGUAUGCAUGCUUGAGAUGUUGGUAUGGUGGAUGAUGGUUGGCAGCCAGAGGGGGAGAUUGUUGUUUUUUGUGAUGAUAGAUCUUGAGAAGAUCUUUCCGACGCAACGAGAAUCCCUUCAAUCGGAGCAAGAACGCGAAAGCUAUGAAGAUUCAAAGUUCAUGAGCUUGCGUUACAAUUGCGGCGGUUACUAAGUGAAGUUGUGGGGUGACUUUAUAUGGAGUUGGGACCUUUGGGGUUGGGGAAACUUGUCACUCUACUGUAACAGCUGCAAAUUGGUUGGGAACAACCAAGCUAGGUUGGCAAGGGUGGCCAACUUGGAUGGAUUGGUUGGGAAGGGACAGUUGGGGUUCCUAUAGGGAGGGAAUCUUUGUGCUUAUGGGGUUUCCUUGGUUGGGGACUCUCUUGGGACCUUCCCUCUCAUCCCUCUCUUCCUAUCCCAACCUUUCUCUUG
This is a messenger RNA of Closterium sp. NIES-67, 3188 nucleotides long. Lineage: Eukaryota; Viridiplantae; Streptophyta; Zygnematophyceae; Desmidiales; Closteriaceae. The record is from the annotation of a GenBank genome assembly.